Molecule: messenger RNA, 915 nt
Organism: Letharia lupina
Lineage: Eukaryota; Fungi; Ascomycota; Lecanoromycetes; Lecanorales; Parmeliaceae
Exons: 3
Coding region: 1-915 (304 amino acids)
Source: RefSeq, a predicted model, not a curated record
AUGGCUACGCUUUUCGCGUCGAACACGGACCAGAAAGAAGCCUUAUACCUUGAGAAAAGUUCGCCUGUUCCGAACGGCACACAAUCUUCAUGGUAUAGACUCAGAUCAUCUACGGAGACACAGGUUGAGGGUAAAGUGGAUCACGCAAGAAGACAAAUACAUCCCACAAUCUCUCAUGAUAUGAAGAGCAAAUCGCCAUCAAAUCAACAACUAUCUUUACACCACUCGAGUAAAGUAGACUGCUACUUGAAGCCAGGCGGCCAUCCCGACUUUGACUCCUCAACACCACCUCCCCCGUCAGAUCUAGAAGCACUUCGCGAGACUUGGGAACAACCUACAACUCCUAUGUUUUCGACCUUUUCGAUUAUCAGUGAGGAGUAUGUGAUAUACCCUCGCGGCGGCAGGAUCGUAAAGCAGACCAGCGAUGCUCAUGAGAUAUGGUUUGCUUUGCGUGCUACUAUGUCAGCAAAACUCGAUGAAACAGAAGACGAAAGGACUCUUCAACGGUGGUUGAGGAGAAGGCAGGUUCACACGCUAAUUCGGCAGAACUUUGACGAUAGCGCCUCAACACCAGAGACCAAAGGGAGGUCUCCGGAGAACUACUAUCCACCAAUCCUAGGGCCGUCGCGACACUCGAUGACUAUUACCGAGACACCUUACGACGUCGAUUCUGACCGACUACGCAACGGUUACUCGUAUGCCUUCAGCGAUAUCUCCUUCGCGAUCUGCAUACCCAAUGACGAAUUCCAAGCUCUUUUUACCGAGUAUACUCGGUUCAUCCCCACUCUUCGGUUGUACAAAGACUCAUUUCACUAUAUGGAGGAUCUAAAAAUCGAAGUCCAACCUUUACAACUGGGGACUUCGGGUGCUGAAAGUCUCUAUGAGAAUUCCGUACGAUAUCUGACUCUCUCAUAA